AAGCAAAGCUUUUCUGCUCCGUUCCGUUGUGAUUAAAUUAUUGAUUAAUUUAUAUUUACAAGAAUAUAUUUAAGAAAAACGUUGUUUUUUCAAAUAAAUUGUUUAAUUUAUCCUAAUAUUAAUCAAACUAAAAUGUAAUUUUUUUAAAAAAAUCUGUUAAAUGCUGCUAUAAAAUAAUUAUUUCUGAAAAAAGACACAUUUGCCGACUAUUAAAAAUAAGAAAAUAAUUGCAUUAAUUCGAAGUGUGAAAAAAAAAAUAAUAAAUAAACAUGGGUGACAUAAAAUCAUUCCUUCAUCAGUGGUGUAUCAAAAAUGGCAAAGAACCUCAAUUUGAUGUUCGUCCUACAGGUCCAAAACAUCGACAAAGAUUUCUUUGUGAAUUACGUGUAACCGGAUGUGAUUAUGUAGCUGCGGGUAAUUCGACAAAUAAAAAAGAUGCACAGGGUAAUGCGUCACGUGAUUUUGUCAGUUAUCUCGUGCGAAAUGGAUUUGUUAAUCAGAAAGAUGUUCCUGGUGAUAUUGGACCAGUAACACAAAUGAAAAAUAUUAAAGAUGAAAUUAAUAAUAGUGGACCUCAACUUCCAAUAAAAUCAGUUUUUCAAGAUGGCAUGGGUCCAAAUGAUAUUGGACAAGCUUAUAGGCCAUACAAUGAGGGUGGACAAAGUAAUUACACUUAUCGUGAUCGAAUGGCUGAUCAAAUAAAAGUCGAAGACGCUGAGGAUGUUGAUGUAAAUUCUGGUAUUCAUGGCAAUUGGACAAUGGACAAUGCCAAAUCAAAACUCCAUCAAUUUAUGCAGACAAAUAAAAUUAACGCUGAUUAUAAAUAUACACCGGUUGGUCCCGACCAUACAAAGAGUUUUAUGGCUGAAAUGAAAAUUUACGUGGAUCAACUGAGAAGAAUGAUUAUUGGCCGUGAAACUGCGUCCAAUAAACAAACGGCUUCGAAAAGUUGUGCAUUAUCAAUUAUUCGACAAUUGUAUCAUCUUGGUGUUAUUGAAGCAUUCAGUGGGACAUUGAAAAAAAAUAAGGAAGUCGAUCAAUUACAAGCAUAUCCGGUAAAAAUAAGUGAAGAACUCGAGCAUGAGAUUCAUAAUGUUUUGGAUGGAUUGCAAAUAAGACCAAUUAAUAUUCAUCAACCACCUUUGAUAAAAAAAGAAGUAAACGCCGAUAAAACAGGUGGAAUAUCACUGGUGACUGAUCAUGUAUUAGAUGAUUUUAUAUCAAGUAUUCCACAACCAGCUGGCGUUGUUAGUUGGUCGCCACCACAACAAAAUUGGAAUCCCUGGACAGGUUGUAAUAUUGAUGAGGGUCCAUUGUCAACAAUGUCAUUGGAUCAAAUGUCCGACGAUAUGAUGAAUGUCGAAAGAGAUAGAAUGCGUGAAGAUUCAUCAUUACAACAAAGUAUUAAGGAAAGAUCAAAAUUGCCCGUUUUUGCGAAAAAAAAUGAAAUUAUGACAGCAAUUAAUGAUAAUCCAAUAAUAAUAAUUAGAGGCAACACUGGUUGUGGUAAGACAACGCAAGUUUGUCAAUUUAUACUCGAUGAUUAUAUUAUGUCUGGUCAGGGUGCAUAUUGUUCGGUUGUUAUUACACAGCCAAGAAGAAUUUCAGCUGUGUCAGUUGCCGAUCGUGUUGCAUCAGAACGACAUGAAUCAUUGGGUCAAUCAAUUGGUUAUUCAGUGAGAUUUGAAUCAUGUUUACCGCGACCAUACGCGAGUGUUAUGUUUUGUACUGUUGGUGUACUUUUACGUAAAUUAGAAGGUGGGCUACGUGGUGUUUCACAUGUUAUUGUCGAUGAAAUUCAUGAGCGCGAUGUUAAUUCCGAUUUUAUAAUGGUCGUAUUACGCGAUAUGAUACAUCGUUAUCCGGAUUUGAGAAUAAUUCUUAUGUCAGCGACAAUUGACACAUCAUUAUUUAGUCAAUAUUUUAAUAAUUGUCCAGUUAUUGAAAUACCCGGUAGAGCAUUUGCUGUAGAACAAUAUUUUUUAGAGGAUUGCAUUGAAAUGACACAAUUUGUACCUAGUGAGAGUUCAAAGAAAAGAAAAAAUCGUGAUCGCGAUGAAGAAUCAACAGCUGAUGGUGAACCAGAGGAAAAUUAUAAUAAAAUAAUUGAUUCAAAUUAUUCGCCAAGUACAAAAAAUUCAAUGGCACAAUUGCCGGAGAAAGAAAUUAGUUUUGAAUUAAUUGAGGGUAUAUUGAAUUUAAUUAAAGAGAAAAAUAUACCUGGCGCUGUAUUAAUAUUUUUACCCGGUUGGAAUCUUAUUUUUGCAAUGAUGAAACAUUUGCAGCAACAUUCAAUUUAUGGAAGUUCACGAUAUUGUAUUAUUCCAUUGCAUUCGCAAUUGCCGCGUGAAGAUCAACGUAAAGUAUUUGAUCCAGUACCAACGAAUGUGACGAAAAUUAUACUUUCAACAAAUAUUGCCGAGACAUCAGUGACAAUUAAUGAUGUUGUUUAUGUCAUUGAUUCGUGUAAAGCGAAAAUGAAACUAUUUACGUCGCACAAUAAUAUGACAAAUUAUGCGACCGUUUGGGCGAGUAAAACAAAUCUUGAACAACGUAAAGGUCGCGCUGGUCGCGUUAGACCGGGCUUUUGUUUUCAUCUUUGUUCACGAGCUCGAUAUGAGAAAUUAGAUGAACAUAUGACACCGGAAAUGUUUAGAACUCCAUUACAUGAAUUGUCAUUGAGUAUUAAACUAUUGAGAUUGGGAAGUAUUGGUCAAUUUCUUUCCAAGGCAAUUGAACCACCUCCAAUUGAUGCUGUCAUUGAAGCUGAAGUUAUGCUCAGAGAAAUGAAAUGUUUGGAUAAAAAUGAUGAAUUAACACCAUUGGGAAAAAUAUUGGCACGUUUGCCAAUUGAACCUCGAUUAGGUAAAAUGAUGAUUCUAGGAUGUAUGUUUCGUGUUGGAGAUUCUUUGUCAACAAUGGCUGCUAAUAGUACAACAUUUCCCGAAGUCUAUAAUAUGGGUCCAGAUUCAAAAAGAUUGACUUAUCAGCAAAAAGCAUUUGCCGGAGCAAGAUACAGCGAUCAUGUUGCAAUGUUACAUGCUUUUCAAUCUUGGGAGGAAGCCCGAUCAAAUGGUGAAUUAGCGGAGCAACGAUUUUGUGAAAGAAAAAAUUUAAGUUUACCAACAUUGAGAAUUACCUGGGAAGCUAAGAAUCAAUUGCAAGCUCUAUUGACAAGUGCAGGAUUCCCGGAGGAAACUUUAUGUCCAACUCCAUUGAAUUAUCAAGCAGGAGCUGACGUUCGACUCGAUACUAUUACUGCAUUACUUUGUAUGGGACUUUAUCCAAAUGUUUGCUAUCAUAAGGAAAAAAGAAAAGUGUUAACAACCGAGUCGAAAGCGGCAUUAAUUCACAAAACAUCGGUGAAUUGCAGCAAUUUUGAGCAAACAUUUCCAUUCCCGUUCUUCGUUUUCGGCGAAAAGAUACGAACCAGAGCCGUGUCAUGUAAACAAAUGACAAUGGUUUCUCCAAUUCAUUUAUUAUUAUUUGGCUCGAGAAAAGUUGAAUAUAUCGAUGGUGUUGUGAGAUUGGAUAAUUGGAUAAAUUUAGAUAUAAAACCAGAGACAGCGGCAGCAAUUGUUGCAUUGAGACCGGCUUUAGAGAGUUUAGUUAUACGAGCUGCAAAAGAACCGGAAGCUAUUCUUGAGCUCAGUCCUUUGGAGGAGAAAGUUUUUUCAGUUAUAAGAUCACUUUGUGGUAUGAAUGCGUGUCGUCAUAAUAUGGAUCCAAUAACUGGCGGUGGAUUUCAACGUAGAACACCAAUGCGAGGUCAUGCUCCAAACUUUUCACCGGACAGUGGUCCAAUACCAAAAUUAAUGCGAGGAGGUGGUGGUGGUGACGGAGCACGUGGAAUGGCAAAUUCUGGUUUUCGCGGUAAUUCUGGAAAUGGAGGUGGUUUUCGAGGAAAUAAUGGAAAUGGAGGUUUUAGAGGAAACAGUGGAAAUGGAGGAUUUAGAGGAAAUAGCGGAAGUGGGGGAUUUAGAGGAAAUAGCGGAAAUGGAGGCUUUAGAGGAAAUAGUGGCUUUAGAGGCAAUAGCGGUUUUCGUGGUAAUGGUGGUUUUCAAAAUAAUUUCUCAUCUCGGGGAAAUUUCGGAAAUCGUGGUGGUGGUGGUGGUUUCAAUAGGGGAGGUAGUCGUGGAGGUAGAGGAGGCGGAGGAGGUCGAGGGAGAUUUUAAUUUUAAUAGUAAAAUUACAUAAUUCUGUUUUACAUUUAUUGUUAUGCGAAUUCUUUAAUUUAUCUUCCAUACUUUAAAAAUUAUUAAAGAUAUCAUUAAGGUACACUUUAUUCUAUACAUUAAUUUUAAUUGUCCACAAUAA
This is a messenger RNA of Leptopilina boulardi, 4317 nucleotides long. Its product is annotated as dosage compensation regulator-like. Gene Ontology annotation, biological process: positive regulation of transcription by RNA polymerase II; regulation of mRNA processing. Gene Ontology annotation, cellular component: nucleolus; intracellular anatomical structure; ribonucleoprotein complex. Gene Ontology annotation, molecular function: ATP binding; 3'-5' DNA helicase activity; double-stranded RNA binding. The record is from RefSeq and is a predicted model, not a curated record. Lineage: Eukaryota; Metazoa; Arthropoda; Insecta; Hymenoptera; Figitidae. The coding region runs from base 270 to 4175 and encodes 1301 amino acids. The transcript is spliced from 9 exons.